CACCCGGACCACCCCACCUUCGCUCCGCAGCCGCAGCAACCACCUCCUCCUCUCGCCGCCGCCACCGCAAGUACAGCGCAGCCGCGUCGCCUCGCCGCCUUCGAUCCCCUCCCGAGGCUAAAGCGCCAGCGCAUACCCCCCGAAUGGCGGCGGCGAGGAGUCUGAUUCUGGGGCACCUCCGCUUGGCGGCGGCCCCGUCGUCAGCGGCGUCUCUCAGGCCGGCUGCCGCGCUGCAGGAGGCCCUGUGGGGGCGGCGAUGGAUGUCAUCAGAAGAGGCAAAGGGGUCGUUCCUGGACAAAAGCGAAGUCACGGACCGCAUCAUCAAGGUCGUCAGGAACUUCCAGAAGAUUGACGACCCCUCCAAGGUGACACCAGAUGCCCAUUUCAAGAAUGAUCUUGGCCUAGACAGCUUGGAUGCAGUGGAGGUUGUCAUGGCCCUGGAAGAGGAAUUCGGAUUCGAGAUACCUGACAAUGAAGCUGACAAAAUCGACUCCGUCAAAGUUGCAGUUGAGUUCAUUGCCUCACACCCGCAAGCGAAAUGAUCAGACAAUUUGCCUUCUGUAGUCUUUAAGGUUUUUAUGAAGAAGAGUUUGGCUUAAUGAUGAGCACUGUUGUGACCGUUUCACCAUUUUACUGUUGCAACGAUCCUUUCUGGAACGUUUUCUGCUACCAUGGGUUAUUCUUCACUAAAUAAGAUGAUAAUUUAGUCCUGAGAAGGAACUUGGAUGGGGCUUUCCCCUCUCACCAAAGA
This is a messenger RNA of Panicum hallii, 751 nucleotides long. Its product is annotated as acyl carrier protein 2, mitochondrial-like. Gene Ontology annotation, cellular component: mitochondrion. The transcript has 2 exons. Gene Ontology annotation, biological process: fatty acid biosynthetic process. The record is from RefSeq and is a predicted model, not a curated record. Lineage: Eukaryota; Viridiplantae; Streptophyta; Magnoliopsida; Poales; Poaceae. Gene Ontology annotation, molecular function: phosphopantetheine binding; acyl binding; acyl carrier activity. The coding region runs from base 144 to 542 and encodes 132 amino acids.